Molecule: messenger RNA, 1711 nt
Organism: Saccostrea echinata
Lineage: Eukaryota; Metazoa; Mollusca; Bivalvia; Ostreida; Ostreidae
Exons: 1
Coding region: 142-1551 (469 amino acids)
Biological process (GO): signal transduction
Source: RefSeq, a predicted model, not a curated record
ACCAAGGAAAUAAUUAAGGAUGCAAUACGAGUACCCCGUCAUAAUUUAUGUAGACAAGUUAAGUAUAUAAUACAGUAUAUAAACAUAUGCCGGCGUGAGUUCAUUGAUUCUUUCUCUGUGGUGAAAACGAAAUUGAGAAUAAUGGCGGAUAAAGCAUACGAGUACGAUCUCUUCAUAAUUCACAGCUCUGAAAACUCCGCCAAAGCUACAGAGUUAAUGAUGGACCUUGAAAACAGAUUUAAAGUGAAGUGUUGCUUUGCAGAUCGGGAAUUCCUUCCAGGAACUGAAAUUAUAGAAAACAUAUCAAAUUUCAUGGACAAGUCGGAUAAAAUUCUGGUGUUGCUCAGUCCAGCUUCUGUAAGCAGUGGAUGGUGUUGGCAGGAAUUACAAGAAGCCUUUAGAAAGAAUGUCCAGGAGAGAAGGAAUUGUAUUAUUCCAGUUAUGCUGGAAGAUACGGAGGUACCAAAACUAUUACGGAACAUGACAUACAUAGAUUUUCAAAAGGAAGCAGAUCUCGCCGAAAAAAUCUACAAAACUUUCACAAAGCUAGGAAGUGAAAAAGCAUUUAUCUCGGAUGAUGAGAGUUUAUCAGAUCCAAGAGGAUACCUUGAGGAGGUUGUAUGUGCAUAUGACGACGAUUUUAGCGAUAGUGAAGAGCGCUUAGAAUUUUUGAAAGAGGAAGCAAAUAUAUCAACACUUCAAAAUUAUUUUGACGAGGCUGCAAGAAAAACAGAUUUAGAACUUUGCCAAUGCAUCUUAGAGAACAAUCAUACGGCUCUAAGUUCCAAAAAUAUUUUCAACUUUUGUGUGCAUUUUCCUAAAGAGCAACUUAACCAGGAGUUGGCCAAUGCAGUAUUUCAAAAACGCGAGGGUGCUCUUUCUUUCACCGAUUUUAAGAACUCGUAUCUUGUAGCUUGUUCAAGAGAUAUUCCAUGUCUAGUGACCGAAUUUAACAAGUUGGGAUGUAAGAAACUUAUAAAUGCCUCAUUUGUUGGCAACAUAAUACCAGGAAUUCCUGACAAUUCCACAGUGGAGAACGAGACAUUAACGAAUAUACUAAAAGAAAUGAAGUGGAAUGAUGAAGAUGUAUUGUCUUUUCUAGAGGUAGCCAUUCAGUCAAGAAAAUCAGCAGUCAUAAAAGUAUUGCUUUCACUCAUUUCCACGAUUCCAUUCCAGACCUUUUACCAACUGAUUUUUGUAUCAGAUGAAGAAACUUGCACUGAGGUACUACAUAUAGGAGAGUACAAAGAGGAAAAGGGUUUGAGAGAUGUCUUGUUUAGAGCAUGCUUGAUGGACAUGAAAAUUUUAGUAAAGGAAAUUUUAAGGCAAGGAGUGAAGCUUCAACCAAAUUUUCUUGACAGAGAUUUUAAUUUUGGUAUAGUGGAAAUUUUAAUCCAGGAAUAUUCAUGGAAUUUAGAGGAACUACGAGAAAUUGAAAAAUUUUUAAUGUGGCCGAAAUGCAGAAGAUUGCUUCAAAAAGAAAUCCAAAUUAAAUUAAAUGCCCCUACUGAUAAAUGUUCAGUUCUGUAUGAUAGAAAUGCAUGUAUUUAGUAAAGGUUAGCAAAAUAAUUUAGAUCUGAUUUUUCCUGAUGAUGACUACUAGCAUAUGGUAGAGAGACUGUUAAAAGUAGGUAAAACCAUGGAACCAGAGAAGUGAUAAAGUUCAGAGGUGGAAUAAGGGGCAGGAAUCGCCAUAGAAAUUUAAAGCUAG